Messenger RNA from Capsicum annuum, 612 nucleotides. RefSeq names its product small nuclear ribonucleoprotein E. NCBI's taxonomy places the organism in Eukaryota, Viridiplantae, Streptophyta, Magnoliopsida, Solanales, Solanaceae. The transcript has 6 exons. Gene Ontology annotation, biological process: spliceosomal snRNP assembly; mRNA splicing, via spliceosome. The record is from RefSeq and is a predicted model, not a curated record. Gene Ontology annotation, molecular function: RNA binding. The coding region runs from base 119 to 385 and encodes 88 amino acids. Gene Ontology annotation, cellular component: U5 snRNP; U4/U6 x U5 tri-snRNP complex; precatalytic spliceosome.
AUAUUUGUAUUAGGCGCCAUUGCAACUCACGCAUCCAAGUCUUUGCUAGGGUUUUAGCUGCUUUCCCUGAGACUGUAAAGGAGCGGAGUUCGUCGUAGAAACAGGAAGUUAAGCAGCCAUGGCUAGCACUAAAGUUCAGAGGAUUAUGACCCAGCCCAUUAAUCUCAUUUUCAGGUUUCUUCAGAGUAAAACGCGCAUUCAGAUAUGGCUUUUUGAGCAGAAGGAUCUGAGGAUUGAAGGACGUAUCAUUGGUUUUGAUGAAUACAUGAAUUUAGUUCUGGAUGAUGCUGAGGAGGUUAAUGUGAAGAAGAAAACCAGAAAACAGUUGGGGCGGAUUCUCCUGAAAGGCGAUAAUAUUACUCUGAUGAUGAACACGGGGAAAUAAUCUCUCGUCUGUUGGAGUACUAAAGCUGGUGGCAUCUUGUAUGUGUUCACCAGAUGCGAGUUGAAACCAUGUGACCUCAUGAAUGACAGAAUUGCAUGGCCCUGGCUUUCAUUUAGAAUGUGUAUGUUGCUGUAGGUAAUAUUUGACAUGAUUUCAUCGUUGAAACAAAUGCCUUGAUGGUUGUAUGAAAGUCUAUUCAUGAAAAGUAGGAUCUGGGCUCCUCUCCA